Molecule: messenger RNA, 8440 nt
Organism: Pieris brassicae (large cabbage white)
Lineage: Eukaryota; Metazoa; Arthropoda; Insecta; Lepidoptera; Pieridae
Gene: sdk
Product: protein sidekick
Exons: 30
Coding region: 431-7024 (2197 amino acids)
Biological process (GO): cell-cell adhesion
Molecular function (GO): protein binding
Source: RefSeq, a predicted model, not a curated record
CAUACGGUUGUGUUUUGUCUCAACUCUUAGCUUUUGAGUUUAGAGCGUCCUUCGGGAAGAUUGCGAAAAGAAGUUAAUGAAACUUUCGAACUUUAAAAAGUUUUUUUUAAAGAAAUUCGUAUACGUCACAGUCUGUUAAAACUUAAGGAAAGUGUUUUGUUUCAAUAUAUGAAUGUAUAAAGAGAAUUUAAGUAAAGUUAGAUGCUUUAUGGGACAAAUUAUAAAGUUGAGUGAACUUUUGUACUUUGCUGGCAAAUGGUAAUCCCACAGGUACUAACGUAUCCUUCUGUUGUGGUGAAUUUAAAGCAUAGCAACGCCUAAAACAUGAGCUUUUAUUACUUAAAAAUAUCGUUGGGUAUUUGUAUAGUUAAUAAUGAGGUAAACAAAUAAUGUGCCUGUGUAGUUCUAAAAUUGUGAGUAGUUUUGUGCUAUGGAAGAACUUGAGCGGUGGAGAAACAUGUCGCUGAAAUUAAAAGUAUUUGUAUUUGUUGCCUGCUUCGCACGAAUUUCAUCUUCAGCAGAAAGUAUAGCACAAAUGCAACCACCUAGAUUCACCACGCAACCAUCUUCCUCAAAUAGCAUUGUCAGAGAAAGUACCACAAAGAUAUUACAAUGUUCUGCAAUCGGUAUUCCUCAACCGAUGUACAGGUGGUUAAAAAACGGUAUACCACUUGGAGAUUAUUCAUCGGAGCUCUUUUAUAAAAUUCAGAAUACUCAAAAGGAUGACGCCGGAGCCUACCAGUGUAUAGCAAAGAAUGACGUCGGUGCUAUAUUCAGUGAAAAAAACAACAUUUUUGUUGCAUAUAUGGGAAUGUUCGAAAAUACUGUCGAAUCAGUUGUGACUGUAGAAUCAGGAAAGGCUGCUAUCCUGGACUUUCCACCGAUUGAUUCCGAACCACCUCCGACAGUUGUAUGGCAGGAUGAAAAGGGGGUUAAUGGAGUGCCUAGCUACGACCAAAAAUAUGCUAUCACUGAUAAACAUCAACUUGUUAUUUUGUGCGCUUCUAGGGAAGAUCAAAAAGCGUAUAGAGCUCGUGCGAUCAAUACUCAAUUAGGUAAAGUAGAAAAUAGCCCUUACAUCAGAUUAAACGUAUACGGGGACGACAAUAAAGAAAUUGCCCCAGAAAUUAUUAUAAAACCUCAGGACACUAAAGUGAUUAAAGGUCAAGAAUACACAAACUUAUAUUGCAUAGCCAAUGCUCGGCCUCUGCAUGAACUCGAAACGUUAUGGUUCAAAGACGGCAUAUUGAUCGACUGGGCGGGAAUCACUUACGACUUAAAUGACCAAUGGAAUCGAACAUUAAGUCUGAUAUCCGCCAAUGCCAAGCACACGGGAAAGUACAUGUGCCAAGCCAGGUUGAAAACUGGGGGCUUCACAACCGUCACCGCCGCUGCAAGUGUGACGGUAUUCGAAAAGCCCAUUAUGCUUACAAACCUAAAAACUGAGACAUAUGGAGAAUACGGAAACGCAAUUGUAUUGGAAUGUAACGUACAAGGUACACCUUUACCUGGUAUCACGUGGUAUAAGGACGCCAGGAAAAUUGCGAGCGUUGGCGCAGAUGCUGGCGAAGCAGAUAACGCUGAUGUCGACGAUGGCGGGGGAAGGUAUAGAGUUGAAGUUGAUAGAAGCCUUGUUAUAAACGACCUUAAAAUGGAAGACAUGGGCAUUUACCAAUGUAUCGCAAGUAAUGAAGCCGGAGAGUCAUCCAUUUACACUUGGUUGAAAAUUAAGACGUCUCCACCAGUAAUGCAAAGUGCGCCAUCAAACCUCACCGUUUUGGACGGCAAGGAUGCCACUAUCACCUGCCGGGCUGUAGGAGCCCCGACGCCUAACGUCACUUGGUAUUUCAAUGACUCACUAAUAAUAAAUUUAUCUGGACGGCUGCAAGCCGUGGAAGAAGGCGAUCUGCUAAUAACAAGUACUACCACAGCAGAUAGCGGGAAAUAUACGUGUAAACGUGCUAAUGAAGCGGGCAGUGUUUCGGGAGAGGCUUUCCUUACUGUGUUAGUAAGAACUCAAAUCAUCGCACCCCCCGUAGACACACGCGUUCUGCUCGGCCACACAGCGACGUUGCAGUGCAAAGUAUCGAAUGACCCCAACGUCAAGUAUAAUAUAGACUGGUUCCACAACAAUCAACCAAUGACCGCAGGAUCCCGAGUGUUGGUAUCGGGCGAUGGUGCUUUGCAAGUUCAAGCGGUACGAGCUAGUGACGCGGGUGAAUACAAAUGUAUAGUGACGUCACCGGGGGGAAAUCACACGAGGAGAGCUUUUCUCUCCGUCAUCGAGCUGCCAUUCUCACCUACGAAUGUGAGAGCGGAGAGAUUGGACGCUACGCCGCAACGCGCCGUCAAUGUCUCGUGGACUCCGGGCUUCGAUGGGAACUCACCGGUACAAAAGUUUAUCGUGCAGCGACGGGUUGUACCUGAAUUUGGUCCCACACCAGAUCCUCUUCUGAACUGGAUAACGGAGCCAAUGAAUGUGUCAGCAAAUCAACGUUGGGUUUUACUAACAAGCUUGAAAGCGGCAACAUCUUAUCAGUUCCGAGUGUCGGCCGUGAACACUGUGGGUGAGGGACCUCCGUCCGACCCAACAGAUGUUCUGACAUUGCCACAAGAAGCGCCAUCUGGACCGCCGAUUGGGUUCAUGGGUUCUGCCAGAUCUUCCUCAGAAAUUAUAACACAAUGGCAACCACCGUUAGAGGAACACAGAAAUGGGCACAUCUUAGGUUACGUUAUACGAUACAGGCUAAAGGGUUACGAUAACAGUCCCUGGACGUAUCAAAAUAUAACGAACGAAGCUCAGAGAAAUUAUCUCAUACAAGAUUUGAUCACUUGGAAGGAUUAUAACGUACAGAUCGCUGGGUAUAACGAUAAAGGCGUUGGAAUGUUCUCCGAUAGCUAUACUAUAAAGACAAAGGAAGGCGUGCCAGAAGCAGCACCGGAUAGUGUACGUUGUGAGGCAUUUAAUUCUACAUCAAUAACAGUUUGGUGGACACCGCCUACUCCACAGAAAAUUAAUGGAAUUAAUCAGGGAUACAAAAUUCAAGCCUGGAAAUGGGAUGAUAUACAAAACGACAGUUUAGAAUAUAAACUUGUGAGCGUACCUCCAAAUUUGUUGGAUCCAUUAACUGAGCAGUCUUCCAUUAUGAGUGGUCUCGAAAAGUUCACUGAGUACAAUGUGUCAGUAUUGUGCUUCACCGAACCUGGUGAUGGACCACGAAGCGAGUUUGUUGCUGUGAGGACUAAGGAAGACAUGCCUGAUGAAGUCGUCAACCUUCAGUUCGACGAUAUAUCAGAUAGGGCAGUUCGCGUAUCUUGGUCACCGCCAAGGAAAUCAAAUGGCGUACUUAUUGGCUAUAAAUUAUCAUACCAAGUGAAGGAAAACCCAGACACGUUAAAGGAAGAGAUAUUGCCUCCGAAUGUUACCAGCAUUCAUGUGGAACAUUUGCAGGCGAGUACACAAUACAACUUCUGGGUGAGCGCCAUGACUGGAAUCGGUGAAGGUCCACGCAAGUCGGCCUCCAUACAGUCUGGAGUAGAACCAGUGUUACCAGGUGCUCCAAGGAACCUCGCUCUGUCCAACAUUGAUGCGUUCUCCGUACUCUUACAGUUUACACCUGGAUUUGAUGGAAACUCUUCUAUAGCGCUUUGGACCGUGCAGGCACAAACAGCACGUAACUCGUCCUGGGUGACAAUAUAUGAAGUGAGCGCACCAGAUGCUCAGUCCAUCGUGGUUACUGGCCUAGUACCAUUUACUACAUACCGGCUUCGGAUUAUUGCGACCAACGUUGUUGGGACUUCGCCCCCUUCGGAACCCUGCAAAGAGUUCCAAACAAUACAAGCGCCGCCCCAACAUCCGCCAAGAAAUGUCACCGUUAGAGCUGUCAGUGCCAAUAAUCUUCGAGUGAGAUGGAUCCCUCUGCAACAAAGUGAAUGGUAUGGCAAUCCAAAGGGAUACAACAUUACCUAUAGAAGAAGCGGUACAAGUGAUACAUUGUAUGCAGUUAUUGAGGACCAUACAGCAAAUUCUCACGUGCUUUCAAACUUGGAAGAGUGGUCCCUCUAUGAAAUUCGUAUGACAGCCAUUAACGAGGUCGGAGUUUCUGAGGAGAGUCCUAUUGCUACCGAAAGGACGAGGGAAGCUGUGCCAUCCAGUGGACCAACGGACGUCUCGGGCAAUGCCACGUCGUCGACUACAGUUGUUGUACUAUGGGGUGACAUACCAGUGCAAGAUCAGAAUGGUCUCAUAGAGGGGUAUAAAGUCUGCUACGCGGCUGUAGUCCCUCCACCCCAGAACCAUAAAAAGGUUGAAUGUCAGGCCAUACCAUCAAACCUGACGCAUACAGUUACAUUAACAGAGCUGAGGAAGUAUGUGGUGUACCAUAUACAAGUAUUGGGCUACACUCGUCUUGGUGAUGGAGCGCUUAGUGAUCCACCAGUUACCGUCAGGACGUUUGAGGACACUCCCGGACCACCCUCGAACGUAUCUUUCCCCGAUGUGUCGUUUACAUCUGCCCGAAUUAUAUGGGAUGUUCCUGAAGACCCCAACGGUGAAAUUCUCGCGUAUCAGGUCACAUAUCACUUGAACAUAUCAACGCAACACAUGUUCUCAAGGGAAUUCCUACCCUCGGACAGGACAUUUAGAGCAACGGAACUAUCGUCAGAGCAAUACUACCUAUUUACGGUGCGUGCGCAAACGCGUCUAGGGUGGGGUGCGACUGCACGUGUGCUCGUGCUAACGACGGCCAAUCGCGCUGCGCCUGCGCCACCAGCUCGACCACAUCUCGCUCGCUCUUUACUUCAACCACAUCAGAUCACCUUCUCUUGGACACCGGGCGAUGAUGGAUAUGCGCCGUUGAGAUACUACACAGUCCAGCAAAAAGAAGACGGUGGGACCUGGCAAACUUUACCCGAAAGAGUUGAUCCGUUCGCGACGUCAUAUACAGUGGACGGCCUCAAACCUUACACAGCCUAUCAGUUCAGAAUACGAGCAACCAAUGAUAUUGGCCCAAGUCGAUAUAGCAACGCCACUGAGACUGUUCGAACUUUGCCCGCAGCGCCAAGCAAAGCCGUAGAGAAUCUACGUGUAGUACCCAUAACACCUAGCAGCGUACGCGUUCAGUGGUCACCGCUCCCAGAGUCACAUUGGAGUGGCGAUGCUCGGACCGGAGGGUACCGGGUUCUGUACCAGCCACUCACCGACUUCACUGCCACGCUCCAGAAUACUAUGAAACAGGAGGUGCCUGGUAUUAAGAGCGAAGAAGUGGUUCUAACGGAACUAGCAGUUGACCGUAACUAUGAGAUCAGCGUGUUUGCCGUGAACUCCCAAGGAUUGGGGCCCGCUGGGGUUCCAGCUGUCGUGUGGGUGGGCGAAGCGGUGCCCACUGCACCCCCACAAGAGGUCACGGCUGAACCCGUUUCGCCCACGGAGGUCGGUCUUGUGUGGCGCCCGCCCCUACUUGACCAGCAAAAUGGGGAUUUGCUGGGAUAUAAGAUUUUUUAUCUAAUGACGGAGUCACCCGAGGAACCAGAGCCCGGAAGACGCAUUGAAGAAGAAAUAGAAGUCGUUCCCGCUACUGCCACUUCCCACUCACUCGUGUUCCUUGAUAAGUUUACACAGUAUCGCAUACAGGUCUUAGCAUUUAAUCCAGCUGGCGAUGGGCCGCGUUCACACGCAAUAUUGGUACGAACACAUCAGGGUCUACCGUCAGCGCCUCGAAAUGUCACGUUCAGCGAUAUCACCAUGAACAGUCUAGUAGUGUCGUGGGAAGCACCGCGACGACGAAACGGCCUCAUACAUUCUUAUCUAGUCACUUACGAGACUAUCGAGCAGGAUGAACGUUUUAGCAAGCAAGUAAAACAGAAAGUCUCCGAGCGCCGACUUGCUGUCGGAAGCUUAGAAGAAGAAGUCGAAUAUAAAUUCACCGUCCGAGCAGUGACUAUUGGCGCUGGGGGAGCUGGGGAAUCACGAGUUCGCACUGGCCCGCAGCCCGGGUCUCCGGAGCCCCCACGGGCCCUUGCCUUACGGGCUGACCCCGCAGCUUUACAUCUACGCUGGACCAACGCCCCGUCAGGACGGGGACCUCUUCUUGGAUACUAUAUUGAAGGACGGAAGAAAGCAAAGGAAACUUGGCAAGCAUAUGACACGCGGUGGGAGACAAUAACGCGUACCAGUAACGGAAUGUUGGAAGAAUUCACGAUAUCUUACCAAAGCCUCCUUCCCUCAACAGCCUACUCUUUCCGGGUGAUCGCAUACAAUAUGUAUGGGAUCAGUAACCCUACUUACAGCGAUAAGGUGAUAGUGACGCCUUCGAAGUUGUACCUAGAGUACGGAUACCUGCAGUAUCGGCCUUUCUACCGACGCACUUGGUUUAUGGUUGCACUUGCUGCAGCCUCCAUUAUCAUCAUCAUUAUGGUCAUAGCUAUAUUGUGCGUCAAAAGCAAAAGCUAUAAAUACAAAAGGAAUUAUAUCGGUCUCACAGAGGAAGCGCAGAAAACGCUGGAAGAGUCACUCGCCGGGGAGACGGAGGAACGGGGAUCCCUGGCUUUGGACUUGUACCGGUCGAGAGCUGGAUCCAGCGCUUCGGCUGCCGCCUUGGGAGCCGGGACGCUUCGUCGGAAGCCACCUCCCGCCCCCGCUUUAGCUAAAUCACCUCCCCGACCUUCUCCGGCCUCCGUAGCCUACCACAGCGACGAAGAAAGCCUCCGCGGAUACGACGAGAACCCAGAUGACUCUUCCGUCACCGAGAAACCUUCGGAGAUGAGCUCCUCCGACUCGCAGAACUCGGAAAGCGAAAACGAGAGCGUGAGGUCGGAGCCUCACUCGUUCGUCAAUCACUACGCUAACGUGAACGAUACGUUACGCCAAUCGUGGAAGCGACAACGGCCCGUUCGCAACUACUCCAGUUACACGGACUCGGAGCCCGAGGGCAGCGCAGUGGUAAGCCUGAACGGGGGUCAGAUAGUGAUGAACAAUAUGGCGAGGUCUCGGGCGCCGUUGCCGGGUUUCUCCUCGUUCGUAUGACAGGACGCCGCCGCGGCGCACGUACACGCCAGUGACGCGACGCACGCGCUUCAUAUCUAACACUGCCCAUUCCUUAGAGUUAACGCUGCUUGUUCAUUUCGACUUUAAACUUGAUUAAACGAAUUUAAAUGAUUCGAUACCAGGAUUUAUUGGUUGAAUACCUCCUUAUUAUGAAUAAGAGAACAAUUUCAAUGUCUAAGUGAAAAAGCUCAAGAAAAGCUGAUUCGCCUUUUGAAAUAUUAAUAAAUUAAUAUAAGACUACAAUUCUUUUACAUUACAAAUUGGUAUUUAUUCUAUCUUUAUUUUUUAUUUGAUAUUAUUUAGAUAUAUUAUCGAAAUCUACGUAUAUUAUGUUUUCUUCAUCUGACACUGUGAGACCAAUAGAGACAAUCGAACAAGCAGAGUUAGGCUUAACUGUACAUAUCAAUCAUGAGUAAUGUUCAACUUAUGAAAUAGUUAAUUUAAUGUGUAAGUUAAGGUACCAUUAUGUAAUUUUUUAAAUGUUCCGAGUUGUAGUACAAUUUGUAAAUAUUUUACUCUUAUUUUUGAACCCUAAUGUACUUACUCUAUGUAUUUUUAUAUUUUAGUCUUAUUUUUUACUUUUUUAUCCAUCCAGUUUAUUUUUGUAACAUUUUAUGUGCAGCUUUAUACACCAGUUUUUUACAAUUACGUGUAAUCAAAUAUUCCGAGGCCUUAGCACAAAUCCAUCAAAGUAAUCGAUUAACUUGGUUGAAAGACGGGUGUACUACACCCUCAAAGGCCAACAAUACACCAACAACAUGGGUCUUCAUAGGCUACGGUAACUGCCUAGCUAGCUGUCCCGUCGGCUCGUGGCCUUGACAUAAAAAAAUAGUAUUCGAAACGAUUGUUAUUUACUAUUUGCAUUAACAAUUUGACUGUUUGUGCUAGGGAUAGAGUUCGGAAGCACUUUUAUGUGCACUUUGAUAUAAUAAAUAAGAGAUACGUAAAAUGUAUGAAUUCAAGAAUUAGCAGUGAAUGAAGUUUAUUAUGUUUAGUUUUUACGAUUAUGUUCUAUUAAGAACGUAAUUUUGACUGAUUUAGAAUAUUGCUUCUUGUAAAUAAUCACAGUAGUUCAUAUAAAGUUAUUUGGCACAACCUUAUGAAUAUGAAAAACACUCUAAAAUAUCUUUACAUUAUGAAUGUUAAAGUUAGAUGUUCGAAAAUGUUUGUCUUAUAUAUCAUUAAAUAAUCAAGACUAAAAUAAAUAUUUCAUUUGAAGCAUUAGCCACAUAUGGGCUAUAGACAUUUUCUAUAUAGUUUAAGAAUAGUCUUAACAGUUUUAUAAUAAGGCAGCUUCUCCUCUGUUUUGUAUCGGACUUUUUAUUAAACGUUUAGUGCCAUUACCUACAUUUUAUACAUUUGUGUUAAAAAGUAUUAACACUUAUUUUUAAUUAU